CCCAAGAAGCUAACGCUAGAGAGUGUUCCGGUGUCGAUAACGGUAGUUAUCAGACGCGACGCAACGAGCUGAUUACCCUGAAUUAUACAAGUGUCUAAGAUCCCCAGCUGUCAAUUUGCGGGAAAUUAAUUGUUACAUCUCUGUAACAUCUUGGUUAACGACUGGUUGACUUUGUUUGGCAAGUUUUGACUGCGUUAGCUUGCUAGCAAUAGCUUAAAGAGUUUGCUGUAAAGAGUUAGCUAACUAGCAAAGACAAUGUUUUGGACUGCGGCUCCUCUGCUUGUCUUCAUCUGUCUCCUGGUUUUUACUGGAACCACAUAUGGACAUGAACACGGGCCAGGUGUUGUCAGAGUGGUUGAAGGGAAUGACGCCAUCUUACCCUGCUCUCUGAGCACCAAGGAGGACAUCGUACAGAAGCUCUUUGACUGGAAGAAAGAUGGUCAGAAGGAGGUGUUCCUGUACGAUGCUGGCAGUCAUUACAAUAACGGCCGUCCAGGUCAGGAUGAGCAGUUUAAAGGACGGGUCUCACAUUUUCAGGAACAACUGAAGUAUGGUAACGCCUCCAUAAUAAUCAGAGACACAAAGAUAGAAGACAGAGGAAACUACACCUGUGCUUUUCCACGUCUUAAGCCAGAAGAAAAGAUUUUCAACAUCGAGCUCAUUGUUGAACGGACCUUUAAAAACAGAAACAUCUCUGGUGCAGCUCCACGUCCACACCUGAAGAUUCUUAAUGCCUCAGAGGACGGGGUGGUGCUGCAGUGUGAGGUUCUCAGGGCUUCUCCAAAGCCUAAGGUAGAGUGGCAGAGCAGUGAUGGAAGCAUCCUCCCUGCUGAGGAGCCACAUGUCUCAGAGAGAGGAGGACGCUACGACGUUACCCUCCGCACCACUGUGACCAAGACAACAACCAACCGCUUCCGCUGUGUAGCCACACAGGAGAACAUCGGCCAUGUGACUGACGAUGACAUCUAUGUACCAUUCUCUGAGAGUACCUGUGGGGACUCUGCCCACAACUGGAUCCCUGGAAUUCUUGUUGGACUCAUUAUUGGAGUUGUUCUCACUCUUGGAGUUGAGGGUCUACAUCUGGUUCUGUGUGGUGUUCCAAAGUUCAUCACAAGAUACAUUAAAAAAGGUGCUGGUCCACAGAUGAACGGUUCUUAUAACAGACAUUCAGUAACACUUAAUGAGUGUUAGCGUUACAUCUACAAAGAGUGUGUGUGUGUGUGUGUGUGUGUGUGUGUGUGUGUGUGUGUGUGUGUGUGUGUGUGUGUGUGUGUGUGUGUGUGAGACUAUACAAUCCUCUGCCUUCAGGAGAUGCUUUAUCAAACUUGUAAUGGUCAGUUGUUGGUUGGACUGACUGAGUGGUUUUGAUAAAAUACAUAUUACAGUUUUUAUACAGUCUGGACAGGACGUAUUUGGACAGUUACACAUAUGUUGUUCUUCAGGCUCUUCAGCAGAGUCAGUACCACUCUGUCACAGAAUCAACAAAGAUUUAACAAGUUUCAUUCAGGGGCUUUUUAUUACAGAGCUUUGUUUAAGCUCAGUAUAGAUUAACAUGUAUGUUGAGACUGAAUGACUUUUAUUACCACACUUUGCUUAGAAAACCAUGAUGUUUCUAAAUGCUCUUUGUAUUUCAUACGUAUUAUUUUCUCUCAUUUACUCGACUGUGGAGUCAACAUAGUACCCAAAUGAAAGAGAUAGAGCUGUGUAGAAGUCAGACAGGGUACUGAAUAAUGAGUUAACAAAACUUAAUGAAGUUAAUUUUAAAAAAGUUAUUUAUAUCUUAUUGGUUGACUCAAACCUAAAACUUAAGUUCCAAAAGAUCAGAGACUCAAACUAAAAGGGACCAUUACCUUAAAUAAUCAGUGUUAUUGCUGUUAAAUCUCAGGUUUAGAUUAAAAUCUCAGAAUGUAUUUUAUAGCUUGUAUGUUGUGCCUUAAAACAUCAGCAAAAACACAAAAUGCAGCUUGUGAGAUGAGGCAAUAAUACCUGAUGCUGUUUUACUCUUAAAAAUUGCUUAACAGCAUUUAUAUAAGCUGGUGAACAGGGAUUGAUGUUGAGGCCUGAAUAAAGACAAAGGACUGAGAUUUUAUCUGUUAUUUGGAUCUCAGACAUAAAAUCACAGUGGUUUUAGUUAGUGAAAAGCUUAACGAGCUAGUUAUAGGACUUCAGUGAGCCAAUACUUACUGUAAAUAUUUUCUGUAUAUAUAUUGUCUGUGAAUAUUUUUUUAGCUUAAACUUUAUGUAAAUAUAAUAUAAACAUAAACCUGUAUAUAUUAUAUUUUAUAUUUUAUAUUUUUAUAUGCUGCGGCCUGACAGUGAAAUGAUGUUUUCUCAUUCUCUCUUUGUUUUGAAUUCAUAUACUGUGUGUGUUGAUCUCUGGAUAUCAUUACAUAAACAAAUAUUUGUUUUGUCUGUUAUCAUGUAUGCAGUACCACAAGCUUAAAGUUACUCUGUGUUUCAAGUAUACAAGCAAAAGUUCUAUUACUAUAAUGCUUCUUGACAAAAUACACUGGGUUUGUUAUUAAGUUGUUAUGUAUGUGAUACAUAGGAAAUGAUUUCUUCAAAAGACAUUUGCUGUGGAUAUCAUUAUGGAAACAUCUGCAUUUCUUAGAGAUAUAGACAUAUAUCAGACAAAUAUGUGUCACUGCUGAUUUCUCACAGAGCUUGUUUGCUGCCGUCGUACCUGGCAGCUGCUGAAGCUGGCAGCUUUUAGUGUGUAAGGCAUGGGGAAACUGUUUUACCUAUUUCUUUCAGCCUUUUUUAUUUUUGAGAUAUUCAUUGUGCUUCAUCACAAUUCAUAAUGAUUUGCUUAUCAAAAUCAAUUUCUGUGUGUUGUAUGAAAGUGAUUUCUUUCCUGAGACAUUUGCAGAGUUGAAGUGAGUUGUGAAGUGAAGGGAACUGGUUUAACUUUGGAACAGAAUGUGGCUGAAUGGUGACCCAGUAGAUUUUAAAGUGAGACAUUUUAUAUGGGCAUUCCUGGAUUAGUGAGAUGAAUUUUUUAUAUGAUUUAUUUUACACUUUUCAAAACAUAAUGCUCAAGCCAAAUUGUGCCUGAUGUUCAAAGAAGCUUAAAGAUGAUAACGAGGACUUCUUUGUUGCAUUUGUCAUUUCAGCUGUUUAUUAAAAAUAAGAGAUUUCAAACAUGAUCAAAA
Molecule: messenger RNA, 3152 nt
Organism: Lates calcarifer (barramundi perch)
Lineage: Eukaryota; Metazoa; Chordata; Actinopteri; Centropomidae
Product: butyrophilin subfamily 1 member A1
Exons: 6
Coding region: 256-1191 (311 amino acids)
Source: RefSeq, a predicted model, not a curated record